This is a messenger RNA of Acinonyx jubatus (cheetah), 2781 nucleotides long. It is a transcript of the gene GRAMD4, whose product is annotated as GRAM domain containing 4. The record is from RefSeq and is a predicted model, not a curated record. NCBI's taxonomy places the organism in Eukaryota, Metazoa, Chordata, Mammalia, Carnivora, Felidae. The transcript has 19 exons. Bases 518 to 2254 code for a protein of 578 amino acids. Gene Ontology annotation, biological process: apoptotic process; negative regulation of toll-like receptor 9 signaling pathway.
AUCCCCCAUAGUGGCCCAGCUCUGGAGGUUGUUUUAAGUCUGGGCCUGGCAGGAUGGGAAGGGACAGGGCUACAUGGUAGUUAACAGAGGACUUUGGAGUCUUUCCAUGGUGCACCUGCUCCAUGACCUUGGGCAAGAAGGCUUUGAGCCUCCCUGUGCCUCAGUUUCCCCCCCCCCCCCCCCCCGGUAAAGGGAGAGGGGGGCUGGUAAGAGAAUUAGAUGAGGUGAUGCAGGCCUCUCACUGGCCAGGCACACCCAGGGCAGAGAUCGGGACACCCGGGUGAGGCUGGCAGUGCCUUCUGCCCCCAAGCAACCACAGCUUCUCUGACUGUCCCACUUGUCUCCUGGACCCGUUUGAGGACGCACUGUCUGGCUGGGUGAGUGUGUUCGAGCUGUUGGCCCUGCCUCGUGCUGGGUGGAAGCACAUCCCACGGCUGUCACCUGGGACACCUCAGAUCCGGGAGCUAGGGACCCCGACCGUCAUGUUAAGGUAAAGCAGAGAGGCUCAGUGCUGAACAUGCUAAGGAGGCUGGACAAAAUCAGGUUCAGAGGUCACAAGAGAGAUGACUUCCUCGAUCUAGCAGAGUCUCCAAAUGCCUCGGACACUGAAUGCGGAGAUGAAGUUCCCCUGAGAAUACCUCGGACCUCGCCCCGGGACAGUGAGGAGCUGAGGGACCCUGCUGGUCCGGGGACCCUCAUCAUGGCUGCAGGAGUCCAGGACUUUAACCGGACAGAGUUUGACCGAUUAAAUGAGAUCAAAGGUCACCUGGAGAUCGCCUUAUUGGAAAAGCACUUCUUACAGGAGGAGCUCCGCAAGCUGAGGGAAGAAACCAACUCGGAGAUGCUUCGGCAGGAGCUGGACCGGGAGCGGCAGCGGCGGAUGGAGCUGGAACAGAAGGUCCAGGAGGUGCUGAAGGCCAGAACCGAGGAGCAGACGGCUCAGCAGCCUCCGAAGGGGCAGGCCCAGGUCAAUAACGGAGCAGACCGGCGGAGCCAGGGGCUGUGCCCCCGUGUCCAGAAGUGGUUCUACGAGAAGUUUGGGGAGUACGUGGAGGACUUCCGGUUCCAGCCCGAGGAGAGCACGGUGGAGACGGAGGAGCCCCUCAGCGCCCGGAGGUUGACGGAAAACAUGAGGCGACUAAAGCGUGGUGCCAAACCCGUCACCAGCUUCGUGAAGAACCUCUCUGCCUUAUCGGACUGGUACUCCGUCUACACGUCCGCCAUCGCCUUCACCGUAUACAUGAAUGCCGUGUGGCAUGGCUGGGCCAUCCCCAUGUUCUUAUUUCUAGCAAUUCUGAGGUUAUCCCUCAAUUACCUCAUAGCCAGGGGCUGGAGGAUACAGUGGAGCAUCGUGCCUGAAGUGUCUGAGCCCGUGGAGCCUCCAAAGGAGGACCUGACUGUGUCUGAGAAGUUCCAGCUCGUCCUGGAUGUCGCCCAGAAAGCCCAGAACCUCUUUGGCAAGAUGGCCGACAUCCUGGAAAAGAUCAAGAACCUGUUCAUGUGGGUCCAGCCUGAGAUCACGCAGAAGCUGUACGUCGCUCUGUGGGCCGCCUUCCUCGCCUCCUGCUUCUUCCCCUACCGCCUGGUGGGACUGGCCCUGGGACUCUACGCCGGGAUCAAGUUUUUCCUCAUCGAUUUUAUCUUCAAACGCUGCCCGAGACUGCGAGCCAAAUAUGACACCCCCUACAUCAUCUGGAGGAGCCUGCCCACCGACCCGCAGCUCAAGGAGCGUUCCAACGCCGCCGUGUCUCGCCGGCUGCAGACGGCCUCCUCGCGGAGCUACGUGUCCAGCGCGCCCGCUGGCCUGAGCAAGGAUGAGGACACUGGUCGCUUCCACGGUACCAAGAAAGGCAAUUUCCACGAGAUCUUUAACCUGACAGAGAACGAGCGGCCGCUGGCGGUGUGCGAGAACGGCUGGCGCUGCUGCUUGAUUAACCGGGACCGGAAGAUGCCCACAGACUACAUCCGCAACGGGGUCCUGUACGUGACGGAGAAUUACCUGUGCUUCGAAAGCUCCAAAUCCGGUUCUUCCAAGAGGAACAAAGUCAUCAAGCUGGUGGACAUCACAGACAUCCAGAAGUACAAGGUCCUCUCUGUCCUCCCGGGGUCAGGCAUGGGAAUUGCCGUGUCAACGCCAUCAACCCAGAAACCGCUGGUGUUUGGUGCCAUGGUGCAUAGAGACGAGGCCUUCGAGACCAUUUUCAGCCAGUACAUGAAGAUCACAGCAGCAGCCGCGUCUGGUAGUGACAGCUAGUGUCCGUUCUUCCGGGAUUCGCUGGAAGGCUUUUUGUUGUUGUUGCUGUUGUUGUUCUCUUUGGUUUCUUGUUUGUCGUUUGUUUUUUUAACGAUUUGAUGGUGGAAACACUUUGGACAUCCUCCUGAUCCUUUGCAAUAAUUCCCCUCGAUCUGUGGUUUCUGUUGUGUUUACCCUGCGUCUUACGGACCCUUCACGCAGGGGUUGGGGCCCGCAGACAGCGCCAGCCCAUCUGACGGGUGAGGCGUGUCCCACGACCGCGUGGACACGGAGGCAGGGGAUCAUCGGAGGCCCGUGGAACGGAGGACACGCAGGACGCGCCGGCCCCAGCCACCGCCGAGCGCAGCAGCUGUUUCUGAGCCCCCGCCUGGCCAGAGCCCCCGCGCCAGCCGCGCACCCAGCCCUCCGGAGGCUGAAGCUCUUCCACACCAGAAGCCAUAGCUAAGGAACAAGCACUCCCUCCUCCCCGGGGGUGAAGGACGUCGGUGACGAGCAGCUCAGAGGCCCCUUCACCGACCGCUGGAACG